Messenger RNA from Neogale vison (American mink), 633 nucleotides. RefSeq names its product chromosome transmission fidelity factor 8 (gene CHTF8). The transcript has 5 exons. Gene Ontology annotation, cellular component: Ctf18 RFC-like complex. Gene Ontology annotation, biological process: mitotic sister chromatid cohesion. Lineage: Eukaryota; Metazoa; Chordata; Mammalia; Carnivora; Mustelidae. The record is from RefSeq and is a predicted model, not a curated record. Bases 268 to 633 code for a protein of 121 amino acids.
GGCCAGGAAUUGUGGGGGAAGGGAGUGGUGUAUAGACGGAAGGCGGAGGGAAGGAAGGGAGUGAGAGGGGCGGAGCGUGAGAAGGGCGGAAAGGGUGGCCGAGCGCGGGCGGAGGACGGAGAAGGGGGCGGCGCGGGCCGGAACCUCGAGGCUUUUUUUCAGGUUUUUCGUAAUAACUAUAAUAGUAACUAAAUUCAAAACAGAGGUAGAAGUCAAAGGACAGUUAAAUAAGCUUACUUUCAGUUGCUUUUUAAAGACGGAAAGCUCAUGGUGCAAAUUGUUAUUUCCAGUGCUGGGGCUGGAGGCCUGGCAGAAUGGGUGCUGAUGGAGCUACAGGGGGAGAUCGAGGCUCGCUACAGCACUGGAUUAGCUGGAAACCUCCUGGGAGACCUACAUUACACCACUGAGGGAAUCCCUGUGCUGAUCGUGGGGCAUCAUAUCCUGUAUGGAAAAAUCAUCCAUCUGGAGAAACCUUUUGCUGUCCUUGUCAAACACACUCCUGGGGAGCAGGACUCUGAUGAGCUUGGCUGCAAGACUGGCACCCGGUACCUGGUGACAGCACUCAUCAAAAACAAGAUCCUUUUCAAAACUCGCCCCAAACCCAUUAUCACCAACGUCCCCAAGAAAGUAUGA